UAAAUUAAACCGUGAUAAUAAAAUUAGAAAGGUAAACAUGUGAACUGACGAAAAGGUAAAAAGCAAGUUAAACCGAGAUUAAGAUUAAUCUACAUUGGCGAAGAUGGACAUUAAUCGUACACCCCUAGAUUCAAUCUCGUAGCACGCGGGGCUCCAAGAUUCUACGAAUACGGCACUGUUUGGAGACGUUCGUGCUGGCUCGUGCCGACCGACAGAGGCGACAGGUGACGACGACGGCGACGACGGCGACGACGACGGGACGGGUAGGUCUUCUCGCGACACUCGUCGUCUCUCGCGGUAAAGUGAAGAGAAGAGGAAAAUGCACCGCCGCGUUUCGCUCGCGCUGUGAACUCCCCCCUCGCCGCGCACAGGCCACCGCCGUCGUCGGUCGUCGUCGUGCGGGCGACGGCCCUGUCACUCACGUCGCGCGGACGCCGAGGAAGGAAGGGGUUAUGAGGCGCCAACGGCAUCGCGGACGAUAUUUUUGCAUUAUUACCGACACCAUUUCCAGCGCGGCGGAUCACCAUGGCGGAGAAGUGCAAGGUACGUUCGUGAGGAGGAUUCCCGCUGACGACGACGGGACGUCAGGUGGACUGCCAACGUGGCGACAGCUGACGCUAGACAGACGACUCGACCGGAGGUUUCCCUCUCGACUGGACAAUGGGAACGCUCUCGCGUUCAGUUCAGCUGAAUCUCGUUCCUGUGAUUUGUCCCUCGCUUUGCUCUCCCGCACAGACGUCCUCGAGCGAGAUUUGUCAAUGCGAGAGUUACGCACACGUGUGCCACGCGUGAUAAUACCGUGAAAUGCGUUUCCCGGAAAGCGCAUUCGAAGCUCCGUAUAUUCUCGGUUAUCUUUACUUUUCCUUAUGAGAGUGCCUGCUUUAUGUUUCUUUGUUCAUUUUGUUGUGUAGUUUAGUAUAUCAAUGCGCUGAGUUAAUAAAGGGAGACGAGCAGAGUUGCACAAAAUGUCAUGUACUUCUUUGUGAUGUCAAUGAAUUAAAGAAUAAUUUAUAUUAUUUUGUAUCAAUUUAUGUUGCAAUAUAGUUGAUGGUUAUAAUAAUAACAGCUUUAUAUAAUAGUAACAGCUGAGUGUAUUCAAAUGACAGUGUAAUUAAUGGAAUGCGGCUGUAAGUGUAGUGCUUGCAGCCAGGAUAGUCAGCAACAUUGUGACAUGCAUCUACAUGUAGAGAUAGAGAACUUGCGCCAACGAUUACUCGAAAGGGACAACCAUAUCGUGACGAUGGAGACGCAAUUCUUAAACGAAGCCGAUAAGUUUCCGAAUGGUGAACUUGCUUCCAUGAAGGAGGAGUUGCUAAUAUGGCAAGAAAAGUAUUCGCGUUUGCAUGAGGCACAUAAGAGAGUUCAAAAAGUCAAUCAAAAUCUGGAGGAUAAGCUGCUCCGAAUAGUGGACAAAUGCGAGACAGAGAAAGGUGCCUUCACAAAGGAUAUAGCGACUCUGUCUCACAGAUUAGCUGAUGCAAAUUAUACAAUACACCGAUUAACUCAAGAUAAUGAAAAAUAUAGAAACGAUGUUAGCCUGGCUAUUCAAUUGCUACAAUGCAAACCUUCUAACUUUGUGGGUCAAAAAUAUGAUUCGCUGCCUUCCGAGGUGCAGGCUAAAGUGCGAACAUACGUUGCGCAAAAGCGAUGUUCCACGCAGGAUGUAACGCAGCCGGAUGUGAAGAGCAUUACCGUUCCGAUAUCCACGUUUCCACCGACAGCGAUGGUGUACAAUAUCACUAAACCUACGGUGGAAAAGCAUAGCGAUGACGAUAGCGACGAUAGCAAGCCACCGAUGGAUAUCGUAUCGGCGGCAAUUAUGGCGAAGGUACUGGAGGAUCGUGAAAAGGAGAGGAUCUUCGCCAAGCACUGCGACACCUGUACAUGUCAUAGAAGCAUUCUCACAGUGGAUGCAGAAACGCAAACAUGCGUACCUGAUACGUUCCCAAUUUCCGGAGGUUAUACUUACACCGCCGAAAAACAAGCGCCUGAGAGUACACAGAAUGACGAGAAGUAUCAAAGCAAAGAUAAGCUCCAGUCGAAUCUCACAAUGCAUACGGUCCUCUACGAGAUCAAUGAAAACGGCGACAAGAUCCGCCAUCAUAUGAAUGGUGAUUAUGUUAAAUAUGCCUCGCAAGCUUCAUGCAUUAAAGAUAAGUGUUUUAACAACAGCAAUAGAAAUGGGCAAGACUAUAUAAUGGAGGAAAAUAGCGUCACUACGAGGGCCAGUUUGAACAAGAAAAACUCGUUCCAGAGUCACGAAAAUAAGCGUUCGUCAUCGUUCUCGAGAUUAAAUGAUCUUAAUAGAAUAAAUAUUGAUAAGACAUCUAAAUCUUUGAAGGUUAAUAAGUGCGAUUCUUCGAUCGACAAUAGAUCCACCGUGAAUUAUUGGAAUAAGAGUGAGAGAAAUUUUUUUGAACAUUUCAAUACCGGCUAUUCAACACAUACGGAUAAUCGGCUCUGCGACAAAGAGCAGACGCAUAUCGAUAUUAUCAAUGAUAGAUUGUGGAAAAACGAGUGGACAAAGUUCAAGUCCGAGACAUAUUCCUCGAGGGAGAACAAGUGCAAGGCGAAUCAUGAUAUCGAGCUUGAUAUUAUCAAUGAUCGCGAUUGGAAGAACGACAGAUCGGUGGAGCGGCAGGAUAUGCGGAACAACGCACAAUUCACUCUGAUUGAAGUGAAGAAUUCGGACAACAACGUGGCGAAUCACAAUGACGGCAGUCAGACGGAGGUAGCGACUAGUCCGAGCUUUAGCAGUGACAGCAUGGUCAUUUCUAGUUCCGAUCCGUCCAGCAGUUGCAGUGACGUUACGCAAUCGUUGACUGGUGGUGCCUUCAACUCGAACGCUAAGUCUUCGAGUCAGAAUCGCAUAACUGGUCCACGGAACUGUUUAGUUCGAGUCACACCGGGUUCUAAGAAUAUUCUGUUGGACAACGCUGGCCACUAUAAGACCGUUUUAUAUAGCAGCGGCAGCGAUGGUGGCAAAGUCAACACUGCUUUGGUGCAUACGAAGAAGGCAUCUCGAGCUGAUUCAGAACGUUCGACGUCAACCGCCAGCGAAGACAAUUCGCCACCAGUGUUACUGCAAGACAAUCAAUUGCAACGAGUGGCAGAAUGGGUACAGUCGUCGAUGUGUGUGGAAAAUUCCGCGCCACUUGAUAGCAAUAAGACCAAAUGUGUCGAGAACGCUGCGAAUGACAAUUCAUCCAUAUAUCCUAAUGAUUGUGAUCUUACGAAAUGCAAAUCCUCGGAGCAAAUCGGUGAUUUGACUCACAACGUUCGAAACACAGCGAAAAAGUCAUCUAAGAACGUUGAAGAUUAUAGCGAGAGGAUUAUAGAUAACGAGCUCAUCGAUAUUAAUAUUUUAUCAGAGCGCAUAGAAACAGGACAGGAUGAGAGUGAAAAUCUCAUAACAUUCGAGGAUGAGCGUCUCUUGAAAGAUACUCACAAGAAUGAUUUAGAUUAUGAGGUGAAGAUCACGAAGGAGAUGGAGGAGACGUAUUUGAAGCUAGCGGCAAGCCUGGAUCCGGUGACAUUGAGUCUAUCAAGUACCAGCAAUGCCGAAUUGACGAUCGAAAAAUACAGAAAGGAUCAUAAGAGGCUUCAUGCGCAGAGAAUCCAAGAUAAAGCGGGAUCAAAAGCUUAACAUGUAUUUCAGCGAGUUCUUCGAGGAUAAUCGACUAUAUCAAGCACAGGGAGUUCCUUUAAAGAUAUAACAGAGCGUUAUUUUUUGUAACUAUAUCGAAGUAAGGCUGUACCAAGAUGAAUAGCAUAGGGUAAAGAAGUCCUACGCGUCGCUGCAAAUAAAUCGAUUUCGUUUGUGUUUGUAAGCGAGAUCCAUAUGUUGAUUUUUCAAAGUGUGAAAUGUAGGAAAAUUUAAGAUAAAAUUAAAUGCAACACGGUAGUCUGAUCAUAACGUCAAUUAUAUAAUUAACAAUUCUAGAACUUUGGGAUAACGACACACGUUGAGUCACGCAGAAAACUGCCGUUAUUUUAAGAUAGGAUUAUGAUUUUAUAAACAUUUCCUUUCUUCGUAGCCACGAAAAUAAGGAUGUUAAAUCUCAACGUUGAUUUGUGAUUUUCUGCUCUUAUUUAUCUGUGAAAUCACCAUGUGUCUUUUUUUUCUAGCACAUUGGUUAAUAAUUAAUCAUUUUUGUAGUGUACAUAAGUAUAGUUUUGUUAGCUUUACUUAAAUUUGAGGCAUAUUUAUUUUAUUGAGCAUAAAUUUAUUCAAUCUUGUAUUAAACUUAUUAAUUUCUAAAAUUUGUAAAUAAAGUCAAAAUGUUUUUUAAUUAUUAAAGUGAUAUUAAAACGUCCGUGUUGCAAAUAAAAUUUACUAUUUGAUAUUAAACGCAAAUUAACUUCACUCAUGCGAGGAUUAUAAGGUCAGUGUAUUUAAUGAUAUUUAAUCGAUAAUUAAUUUUAUAAAGAAAAUGUAGUUAACAUAUGUAUAUACUUUUAUUCCCGAUUUCGCAAUGUAAACAUGCCCGGGAUUAAAAGCGACGGAGACGACAAUAUUAUAAUUGAUUUACGAUACUCCCUCUGCGAGAGAAUAUGUCAUUCCCGCAGACAUUAUUUUAUGAAGUCUAUGACUGACGAUGUUAAUUUUACCUCGUAAUGUAUCAAGUAUUUACAUUUAUGUCAUACCAAAGUUAGGCCAGCUGCGAUAAGGACAUUUUAAUCCUUUGCACUCUGAGUUAUUCUCGCUAUGACAAUAGCGAUCGCCGAAUUGUCUCGCGACGCAAAUAUAUGCAAGUGCUAGAAUAUUUAGAAUAUAAAUAAGCAAUUCCUAAUAUACUCAGCUUUUAUAUAACGUCGCAAUGAGAUCUUUCGCUCUAUGCUAUGAACGAUAAUAGAGUGCAGAGGAUUAAACGAUCAGUUAGUCGUUUCAGUCCAUCUAAUGAUACCAAUAAGUGUAAUUUAGUAAUUUCUUGCCGCAUUAUCGAUGCCCACGGUAAUGCGUGCGUCGCUUUAUUUAACAGAGAUUACGUUAAGUUUGCAUGGAGAUUAUUACGAGGAAUAAUCGCGUAUCUGAUUUUAUAAGAUAAUCAAGAUUCAGAGGAUUAAGAAAUUACGCAUUAAGUUUAAUUUCGACUGAUUUGUACACAGCGAAGAAGCUUGCUUUCAAGCGAUUCAACAGCUUUUGUAAUCGUAGCCUCGACGACGCUCUACAAGAAUGUUUUACGACAGUCCCGUGAAGAACAUUCGUCUGAUUUAACGUCGAUCUAUAAGCUCGUUAUUCUGCCUGCGCGUUACUUGCGAAUACGUAAUCUUGCUUCGUUACGACAUCUUGCUUCGUACAGCUAAUGACUUAGCUUCAGUUGCAUGGGCAAUCCGAGUUAACUAGCUCUGGUUAAUCUCGUUCUUCCCUUAUCAUGAUCUCAUUCGUAAUACAGAUAGAAAUUUAGUUGGAGAAGUAGAAAAUUGAACUAAAUGAAUUUCUACCCGAUUCAUUAUAUUUAUCUUCUUAUUCGAGAGAAAUGGAGGAAGGAGUCUGGUGCUACUAGAUGUGGAUGUAGAGAAUGUAGAGAAUCACCGGGAGAAUCGCCGGGACACUUCGAUUUUUUUCAUUUUUUGUGGGUUCAGAAUUGGGAGGCCCCACACGGCAAUACUAAUUCCCAGCGAUUUGCACGGAUUUAAAGGCUAUCUAUCUACAUUGCUGGAUGAGAAUUUUAACGCACCGUUCGUCGGUGCGAACGAGUUCGCGGGUUCUUCAGCAGUAUUAGUCGAACGCGCCGAUGAUCAGGAGGAGCGUGACGUCGUUUAUUUAAGAGGAUACGCAGAUACAAAGUGUGUGACAAUAUAUACCUCAUGGCUUCUCAAGUACCGUGCAAUAUUAACUUGACCCUUUUGUAAUGUAAAUUAAGGAUCGUGCGAGCCACCGAGAGAGACGUGCGUCGCUGCGCAAAAAUCCGAGGUGCAAACCUUCAGAAACAGUUAACAGUGCGUUACGCGAAGAAGAAGAAAUAGAAGAAGAUAUGUGAUACAUUUCGUACAAUCUCGUGUUUGCUUUGUCAGUCGUUCCCAACAUGCGAUAAAUUAAGAAGGUGCGCAAAUAACUAUUAAUCAAAUUAAUAGACUACGAAAUUUACUUUCGCCUCACUGUUUACAUCAGUCAUAUCAACAAGAAUCUCCAUUUUUUUUUUUUUUUUUUCAAUCAAUUAUCUUGUCUUAUCUCCUAUACGCAUCAUUAAUUCUUGAAUGUCUUUAAUAUCGUCAAUUAAAAAAAAACUCCUUUCCGUAGAGAUAUUCGAAGUGUUGAGAUAUCCGAGUGUCUUACUUUGCGAAAAAAAAAAA
Messenger RNA from Pogonomyrmex barbatus (red harvester ant), 6297 nucleotides. RefSeq lists its product as uncharacterized. The record is from RefSeq and is a predicted model, not a curated record. NCBI's taxonomy places the organism in Eukaryota, Metazoa, Arthropoda, Insecta, Hymenoptera, Formicidae.